UGAUUUUGCAUUUCCAGGGAGGAUGGCUGCUUUGUUUACUAACAGUCCUCCUCCCUGUCGGCUCAGGCACACUGCUCUGGAUGGCUGUGCAGAGCAUUGUCCUUACAGUGAAGUACCAACACACUGCCCCCCCCCCCCCCAGUAAAACACUCCCUACACAAAGUUAACCCUUUGCUCACCCCUCAUGUUAACCCCUUCCUGCCCAGUGCCAUUAGUACAGUGUCAGUGCUUUUUUUUUUUUUUAGCACUGAUCACUGUUUUGGUGUCACUGGGGAUGUCAAUGACACCAAGUCAGUUCCCCCCAGUGUCAGACUGCCCACCACAGUCCUGCCAU
Molecule: messenger RNA, 334 nt
Organism: Staurois parvus
Lineage: Eukaryota; Metazoa; Chordata; Amphibia; Anura; Ranidae
Source: the annotation of a GenBank genome assembly